Molecule: messenger RNA, 1047 nt
Organism: Eimeria maxima
Lineage: Eukaryota; Apicomplexa; Conoidasida; Eucoccidiorida; Eimeriidae
Product: triosephosphate isomerase, putative
Exons: 8
Coding region: 1-1047 (348 amino acids)
Biological process (GO): glyceraldehyde-3-phosphate biosynthetic process; gluconeogenesis; glycerol catabolic process
Cellular component (GO): cytosol
Molecular function (GO): triose-phosphate isomerase activity
Source: RefSeq, a predicted model, not a curated record
AUGCUGGGAGCAGUAAAGGCGGGAGUGUGUAUGACCAUCAUGACGGUGGUUUGGGGUGUACAUACACCUCAAGUCUUAGCUGUGGGGCCCCAGCAGCAGCAGCAAGCAGCAUUUCUUGCAUCACCUGCUGCAGCAGCAGCAGCAGCAUGGGGUUCUUCUCCUCAAUACACGUUGCGGUGCAGCAGACAGCAGCAACCCCUGCAGCUACUUCAGCAGCAACAGCAACAGCUACAACAGCAGCAGCAGCAGCAGCAGCAGCAGCUAGCAGCAACAAGAAAACCCUUUGUUGGAGGUAAUUGGAAAUGUAAUGGAGAUACAAAAGGAAUAGAAAAAAUAUUAGAAAUGUUAAAUGAUGCACCACAAGAGGUUAAUGAUAUUGAGGUAGUGGUAGCUCCUCCGUCGUUGCAUGCAGGGUUUGUAUUGAGGGGUUUACAACGACCAUUUAAGGUUGCAGCACAAGAUUCAUCAUUAGUUGAAUCUUUUGGGGCUUUUACAGGAGAAUUAGCACCACAAAUGAUGAAGGAUUUUGGCAUCAAGACAGUCAUUGUUGGUCAUAGCGAAAGGCGCGCAGGAUUCGGCAACCAGCCAGGGGAGAGCAACGAGGUUGUAGCGGCCAAGGCAAAGAAUGCAAUUAAGAACGGCUUGCAGGUCAUCGCUUGUAUCGGAGAAAGUCUCGAGACGAGACAAAGUGGCAAAACGAUGGAAUUUAUAGGAGAACAAUUAAAAGCCUACGCCUCUGCCUUAUCCCCAACAGAUUGGGGUUUAGUAGUGUUAGCUUAUGAGCCAAUUUGGGCAAUUGGCACAGGACAGACAGCAACCCCAGAUAUGGCUCAGCAGACCCAUAAAGAGAUCCGCCAAUGGUUAAGAAAAAAUGUUGGCCAACAAAUAGCUGAGGAUAUUCGCAUCAUCUAUGGAGGCUCCGUUAAGGGAUCUAAUGCUAAGGAAUUAUUUGGUGGUGAGGACAUUGAUGGUUUCUUAGUUGGCGGGGCAUCAUUAACAUCAGACUUUCAUGCUAUUCUUAAGGCAGCUAAAAACCCUAAACCCUAA